AUGAGGUCUUUCCUCUUCACCCCAAAAUGUCUGUUUGUUGUCUGCAACAUCAUCAUCAUCUUCCUUGUUGGAGAAUCUAAACUGGUGGGCUCUUCCUCCCCAUCACCAGCUGCCGACGACAUCUACGAUGAGUAUAUGAAAAGAAGCCAAAGCCUCCGGAGGUUUUCUUCCCAUGAAGAGAAAAUAGAAGCAAGGAACGACUUGGAGUUGCCUUUGAUUGAAGAGACCAUAAAGAGGGUUCAUGAAGAUGAACAAGAAGAAAGAGGCCAAAACGAAGGAGAAAAGGAGAAUUCAGAAGGAGAUAAUAACAGUUUGAAUGGAGAAGAGGAGCCUGGUUUGCCACCUGAUGAGUUGAAACAAAGAGUCGAAGAUUUCAUUGCAAGGGUCAACAGACAAAGGAGGCUCGAAGCUGAACAAUUAAUAUAA
Messenger RNA from Telopea speciosissima, 426 nucleotides. RefSeq lists its product as uncharacterized. The transcript has a single exon. Bases 1 to 426 code for a protein of 141 amino acids. The record is from RefSeq and is a predicted model, not a curated record. Lineage: Eukaryota; Viridiplantae; Streptophyta; Magnoliopsida; Proteales; Proteaceae.